ACAUCCGGGCAAUUUCGAAAUCAUACGUGGCCUUGUUUUUCGUUGAGGCGGAAGUACGGAUAAGGAUAAAAUACCAUCGAAAUAAAAUGGCGGAUGGAUUUGAUCCUUGUGAGUGUGUGUGGAAUCAUGAACAUGCUAUGCAAAGACUCAUUAAUCUGUUGAGGAAUACACAGUCCUAUUGUACAGAUAAUGAGUGUCUAACAGAUUUGCCGGGCUCCAAUACAGCUCCUGAUGGAGGAUUCAGUUCCAUGAUGCUGAUGAUGCUGGGAUGGUUGGUUGUAGCUACCUGUCUCUAUCUACUACGUCCCAACAGUCUACGUAACCGAGGCGAUAUGAAACCAUCCAGGAACAAUGAUCCUAGUCCCCCUCCCCCUGGCCCCUCAGUAAGUUAAAUGUCCACUCAGUAACUCGGGAUUUCAGACUCGGCUCACCCUAUGGACCCAGCCCCCAGAAAAACAACGCCAUCAUUUCUCUCGCAUCCUGUCCGAGGAAUGAGUGCCGCUGUGUGGUUCCACUUCAUCUCAUCAUUUGUACACACGGAAUAUCAUUUUUCCAUCUAUCCAUAACGGUGCAAUCAGAACUGUGUAUUUAUGUAUCAGCAUAAUGGAUAUUGAUGUGGGAUUUUUAUUUUAAUUUUAAUUUGAUUGAUUUUCACACGUGCUGAUCAAUACAUUCAUACACUGAGUGUGUGUUGGAGAUAACUAGGUGAAUGAGGAUAUGAAUUCAUCCUGAUAUGUAAAUCUCAACAUUCAAAGAUGAAAAAGUUUUUAUACAUGUAAUGUAAUAGAAAUACAGAAUUUUGAUAUAAGAAACUUGCAUGAACUUCAAAGAUUGAUACAUUAAUUUUCUAUGAAAACAAAUCUAGAAAAAAGAUAUCGAAGGUGUGUCCCCAUGGAAAUUUUUGCGAUUUGUAUUCAUCGUUUUUGAAUUCCCAUAUUUUUGCUUCAUGCACAUAUAUAAUGUCAUGUUUAACAGUUGGUGCAUUUUAAAUGGUGAUUUUGAAAAUACUUUUGGUACAGGUUUCCUUUAAAUUGUGAUUCAUGAAUAAACAAAACAGAAUGUAAUCUGUCCUUUGAGGGUUCAAAUUUUGACUUUUUCAGUGCUUUCAUGUGAUGGUCAUGGUGUUGGUUUAAUAUUCUAUGCGUCAUUUAUAAAUACAUGUUUAUAAAUCCAAUUUUUGCAUUAUAGCCUAUAGAUUAUGAAUUAUCUGUAAAAUGCUCCCUGUUUCAUUUAAAAAUUAGUUCGUUGAUCAUUAUACCAACUAAGGUUACACCAUAAUUAUAAUAAGUUUAUAUAUUUUACUGUUAUAGUAACAUAUGUUUUAUUUGUUUUUUCCACAGUUAUAUUUGUUAAAAUUUAUAAAAUUUUGAAUAAACACUAUUUAGAAUACAUGUACACAACAAAUGUAUUUUUUACACAUACACGUAUGUAUAUACAAUUUUAAAAUAGUUAAUAGGAAACUCAAGCUUUUAAGAAAGAUAUAUUGUUCUACAAAAUACACAUCUUCGCUAGCCAAGGGUUUUCGGUCCACUUUGCUCCCCGUUUAUGGGGAGCAAAGUGGACCGAAAACCCUUUGCUAGCGAAGAUGCAAAAUACAAUGUAGUGGGAAUUUCUUUUAAAUUAGUAUGGUUGUAACUUCUAAUGAUACAUGUAUCUUGUUGAAAUAAGAUUUCUUUGUUUAUGAAAUAAAAAUGUUUUUGUUAACGAG
Magallana angulata is the source of this 1708-nucleotide messenger RNA. Its product is annotated as small integral membrane protein 14-like. Bases 87 to 392 code for a protein of 101 amino acids. The record is from RefSeq and is a predicted model, not a curated record. The transcript has 5 exons. Lineage: Eukaryota; Metazoa; Mollusca; Bivalvia; Ostreida; Ostreidae. Gene Ontology annotation, cellular component: endoplasmic reticulum.